Messenger RNA from Arachis stenosperma, 1581 nucleotides. RefSeq lists its product as uncharacterized. The record is from RefSeq and is a predicted model, not a curated record. Lineage: Eukaryota; Viridiplantae; Streptophyta; Magnoliopsida; Fabales; Fabaceae. The transcript is spliced from 4 exons. Bases 1 to 1581 code for a protein of 526 amino acids.
AUGGAGGCUGAGGUGCGUGAAGAGGGAGUGAGCAACAAUGCCCAGCCUGAAAGAAGGGUGUUGGCCUCUUACACUAUCCCCAAUCCCAGACAUUAUGGGAGCAGCAUCCUCGCCCCAAAUGUUCAGGCAAAUGACUUUGAGUUGAAGCCUCAACUAAUCACCUUGGUGCAGAACAAUUGUGCUUAUGGAGGUGGCCCUCUUGAAGACCCCAACCAACAUUUGUCCGUUUUCUUAAGGAUUUGUGAAACGGUCAAGACAAAUGGUGUGCAUCCAGACACAUACAAAUUGUUGCUGUUCCCAUUCUCAUUAAGGGAUAAGGCUGCACAAUGGCUUGAAACUUUUCCCAAAGGAAGUAUCACUAGUUGGGACGAUUUGAGAAAGGGAGUAUUAGAAUUGGAAGGAGUGGACUCCAUUUUGGCUCAAAACAAGAUAAUGCAAGAGCAGAUUCAACAACAAUUUGAGCAGAUGGCUAAAAAGAUUGAUAGCCUGCAAGUUGCAGCAGUGAAUACAAGCCAGCCAUCAACCAAAUGGGGACAAAAUGAAGAAAACCAAGAAGAUCAGCAGCAGGAACAACCUCAAUAUGUGCACAACCAAAGCUCCGGCCAAAAUGAAAUGAUGAAGCACCAAGAGAUAAUGAUGGAGAAACUCAUAAAAAAUCAAGAGAUGGCAAGACAAGAUCAAGAAGCAGCAAGAAAAGAUCAAGAAGCAGCAAGAAAAGAUCAAGCCACAACAAGCAAAAACCAAGAAGCUUCAAUCAAAAAUCUCGAGAGGCAUAUGGAACAAAUGGCUAAACGAAUUACAGAUGCAUCCCCAAGUGCCACUCAAGACCACCCAAGGGACAAAGGAAAAGCUACAAAGUGGGAAGAGUGUAAAGCAAUCAUAGUGGAAAGUGAGAAGAAAGCCAUCAAUCAGGAAGAACACAACAGAGAAGUUCCACAAGAAGAGACAGAAGAGAGAAGUGAAGAGGAUCAGAAAAUCAAGAAUGCAAAAAGCUCAAAGAGAGAUAAGGACAUUCUUAAAACACAACUACAAGAGAAGAAGGAAAGGGUGAAGCCACAUAUCCCCAAACUUCCAUACCCUCAGAGGUUCAAAAAAGAGAAUGAGGAUAAGCAAUAUUCAAAGUUCCUGGACAUAUUCAAGACCCUCAGCAUCAAUAUUCCUUUCUUAGAAGCACUUGAACAGAUGCCAGUGUAUGCCAAAUUUAUGAAGGAAGUGCUGACAAAGAAAAAGUCCCUAAAAGAAGGACAAAUUGUUGAGAUGACAAAGGAAUGUAGUGCUAUUUUCCAAAGAGAGUUGCCAGAGAAAAAAGAUGAUCCUGGGCGUUUUUACAUACCUUGCACCAUAGGAAACAUAACAAUUGAGAAGUCAUUUUGUGACCUGGGUGCAAGCAUAAACCUGAUGCCUUUGUCUCUAAUGAGGAAACUUCAAAUUUCUGAGCUGAAAUCCACACGAAUAAUGCCUGGUGGAACACCUUAUAUCUUUCUCCAAAUCCCCACUCUUGGUUCAUUUGGUUCCGAAAAGGGAUUUCUCUACAGUUUUCCAAAUGGUUCCAGAUAUGGUUUCAAGAGUUUGGACCAAUAG